Messenger RNA from Protomyces lactucae-debilis, 510 nucleotides. RefSeq lists its product as uncharacterized. Gene Ontology annotation, biological process: late endosome to vacuole transport via multivesicular body sorting pathway; protein targeting to vacuole. The transcript is spliced from 4 exons. NCBI's taxonomy places the organism in Eukaryota, Fungi, Ascomycota, Taphrinomycetes, Taphrinales, Protomycetaceae. The record is from RefSeq and is a predicted model, not a curated record. Gene Ontology annotation, cellular component: fungal-type vacuole membrane; Vps55/Vps68 complex. The coding region runs from base 1 to 510 and encodes 169 amino acids.
AUGGAUAGCGGCAGGUCGUUGUUCCGCUUCCAAAUGCCGCGCAUCGCACUUGGCGCGCACGCGCGUAGUUUUGGCAUCUACAUUGCUGGUGCACUGUUCGCUUCUGGUCUUUGGUUCUUCAUUGAUGCCGCUAUAUACAGCAAAGUUGCGAAUGCGGGCCUGGUACACGUAUCAUUUGUUGACUGGAUCCCGACCAUCUGCUCAGCGCUGGGCAUGAUCAUUGUCAACUCAAUCGACAAGUCAAAAUUGACGGGCGACAGCUAUGGAGAGAGCUCCCUUGCAUGGAAAGCGAAACUUGUCUUGUUUGUCGGCUUUGCGCUCCUUGCUGGCGGCCUUGCGGGAGGUCUUGUGGUGAUGAUUCUCAAGUACAUUGUCCCUGGCUAUCCCUUUCCAACGCUGUAUUUUGGCGUGGCGAAUGUCAUUUGCAAUGGCCUCAUCAUGCUCAGCUCGAUUGUGCUCUGGAUCUCCGUCAAUACAGAAGAUGAGUAUCAGUACCAGCUCCGUCUGUAG